Aspergillus calidoustus is the source of this 1614-nucleotide messenger RNA. Lineage: Eukaryota; Fungi; Ascomycota; Eurotiomycetes; Eurotiales; Aspergillaceae. The record is from the annotation of a GenBank genome assembly.
AUGUCCGUGUCCGAUAAAACUGUUGACGAUAAAUGCGCUCCAUGUGUUCCUGGUAACGAAAAGGCCUGCAAUUGUGUUAUGGCAUCGACGAAGCUUGCCGGUAUUGAUGAUGAUCAGUACCGCCGAGAUGUCCUUUUACUUUCGUCCGGGGAGCAGGAGAGCGCGCGGGAACAGCAGUUGGUGGAAGAUGCGAAACAACUAGGGCUCAAAGUUCCAGAUGUUGAGAUUGUGGCGUCGCUUGCUGCUUCAAUCGCCUCUGGAAUGGUCGAUCUUUCCUCUCCGAUCCUCUCCUCCAGUUCCUCGACCGACCGCAAUUCGGUAUGCGACGCCUCGUCAAUCCAAGAAUCCGCACCUCUCGAUCAGCUGGGCUCGUCCCUCUCCGAAUAUACCCUCUCAUCAAAUCCCGCCAAGGGUGGAAGCACUCGAUCCAUUGCCUCGCUAUCGACGCGCCCGACCUCGUAUAGCUCGAGUGAGGGCAAACUAGCACAAGGAACCGACACAAUUACAAUCGGACCUUUUGGACACCGAGGUUCGCUUUUGAGCGUGAUAAACGGCAGCGAGAAGAAGGAGAAGGAAAGACGGCGCUCAAGUAUCAAGUCCGCGAUUGGAAAAAUUCACUUUCGAAAGAAAAGGACCCCCUCUACGGUACUUCUUCCUCCAGCCGCGCAAAUCACUUUUACCAAGGGCGAAAGUGGUGUUGAGAAACUCUACGUGGAAUCAAAACCAAGCACCUCACGCCGAUCGCUUGCCCAGGAUGAUGAGGAAGAAGUCCUGAAACUCGAGGUCCCCGUGUUCGACAACGAGGCUCUGCUGCGGAGUCUUGCGAAUCCCGAGUUGAAACAACUGCGCGAAGCUCACACAAUGGAAAGAAAUCGACAUGUAUCCUUUCAAAAUAAUCUGGUCGGUGAGCUGCGGCGCAUUCAACAAACAAAGGUGGAGGAGACAUUGGCGCAUAACCGUCAUAUUGAGGAUGAGAAGCGUGAGAAGAAUAUCGCAGACGCCUCUCGCAUGGAAGAACGGCAAUUGGUGGUAGAGAUGGAGCAAGUACGGGAAUUCGAAAGGGCCAAAACAAACUCCCGAACACGAAUAAAAUACAUGGAAGGAUAUUUGAGCAGCUCAAGCCCUCCAAGCUCGCGAUCUCCAUCCAUUUCAGGGUCCGACUUGACGACCGGUCGCAGUUUCACACAACAGCAAAAGGCACAGCUGGCACAGGAAUAUCACGAUUACGAUGCCAUGGAUCAACUUCAUGAAGCCAAGAUCAAAGUGCUCCGAGACCGGCAGGAGAUUCGUCUGCAAGAGGCCGUUGCUCGGAUGAACCGGGAACUCGAAGCCCUAAUUGAUAAACAUACCGUUGAAUGGUCUGAACUCCAGAAAUCCCAUCAACAGGAAGAAGUGACUCUCGUGCAAUCACUCGACGCUAAAAAGGCCAGACUCCGUCACCGAUGGGUCCUUGAGGAAGCUAUACUCCGCAAGAAGCUCGAAGAUCAACACGAGAAGCCAUACGGUCCCCUCCCUCCGCUCUCAUUCUCAGACACGCAAUCCGAAACGCGCGACUCUGCAAUAUGCGUCGUGGACACCGACCAGGAUUCAGAAACACUCCGUCAGAAAUCAUGA